Messenger RNA from Coniophora puteana RWD-64-598 SS2, 417 nucleotides. Its product is annotated as PR-1-like protein. The annotation marks the transcript as partial. The record is from RefSeq and is a predicted model, not a curated record. The transcript is spliced from 4 exons. Lineage: Eukaryota; Fungi; Basidiomycota; Agaricomycetes; Boletales; Coniophoraceae.
UCCCCGGCGGAUCAGCAGACCUACCUCAAGGUACACAACGCCGAGCGAGCCAAGCACGGCGCGAAGGCGCUCACCUGGAACGCGACGCUCGCGACCAAGGCCCAGCAGUGGGCGAACAAGUGCCACUUUGAGCACUCGGGCGGGUCACUCGCAUGCAUUUCGACAGAGAACCUCGCCGCGGGCACCGGAGACUACACCAUCACGGACGCCAUUAACGGCUGGGACAACGAGGAGUCGCAAUACAACCCUUCGAGCCCUCAGUACUCCCACUGGACCCAGGUGGUCUGGAAGGGCACACACCAGCUCGGCUGCGCCGAGGCGACUUGCAAUGGUAUCUUCGAUCCCAAGUACGGUGCCGCCAAGUACUACGUCUGCGAGUACUACCCCGCCGGCAACGUCAUUGGCGAAUUUGCGUAA